AUGACGACAGGAACGGCGGAGCUACUCCGACUACCAGAGGUACAAGCUUGUAUUCGAUCUAAUUUCUUGCUCCUAAGCUGCGAUUUACUAUGCGAUAUCCCCGGUGAACAUUUGCUUGAGGCAUGGUUAGUCUCACAAGGUGAAUUGGGCCCAGCUUCCCAAGGAGGCUUGUCCGUGUUCUAUCCCGCAAAAGGCAUUAAGGACGAGGUCAAAAAAGAGCCGACAGAUUUCAUGGCAAUCACCUCUCUCGAGCAAGAUGAGGUCCCCGCUGUCUCGCGAUAUAAACUCUCGAAAUUGGUUUUAUCCAUGCCGAUGGAUACAUUGAAAGAGCAGAUAGAGGAAGAUAAGACCUUCUUACUCCGUCAUACUUUGGUUGAGAAGCAUGCCUCGGUCAAAAUGUUGACCAGCUAUCGAGAUGCACACUUAUACAUUCUGCCUAAGUGGGUCCAAUCGCUUGCCCAGUACCAGGAGCGGUUUGAAUCCGUGAGCGAAGACUUGAUUGGGUACUGGGCGAAAGCGGAGUGGCAGCGCGGGCUGAGUGAAAAACUCGGGAUCAAUAAGAUACUAGGCGGACAGAAUGAGAAUCAAGAGGACCACGGAAGCAAUGACGGCGAUCUGUUGGAGGAAGAGAUUGAUCUUCGUGGCAUGACCACUACCCACGCCCAGGGUUCCGAAGCCCGGUCUACAAAUUCCACUCCCAAUGACCAGUCCUCGGUGGAAGUGCCAUCAAUUCUAGCAUACAUGACCAAGUCAUCUGAGCAGCUCGUUCGGCGCGUUGACAGUUCCGCUUUGGUGUUAGCGAUGUCACUGCGUCUCGCCAAGCUCGAGUCUGUUGAAGAGGUUGGCCGUGCUGCUGCUUCGCCUUUCAGUCAUGCCUCGAAGAUCGCUACUCCUGAAGGAAUUGCCUCGAAGUCUAUUGUCACCAAAGGCGACUGCUUACUAGGAUCUAACGUGACGGUAAAACACCCUGUCUUUCAUUUAUUGAACGGUUCAACUAAUAUCUUGAUAGGUGGAGGAAAAGUGUGUUAUAAAAGAAUCGUGCAUUUCGCCUAA
Messenger RNA from Aspergillus oryzae RIB40, 1053 nucleotides. RefSeq names its product translation initiation factor eIF2B subunit gamma. Gene Ontology annotation, biological process: cytoplasmic translational initiation. Bases 1 to 1053 code for a protein of 350 amino acids. Gene Ontology annotation, cellular component: eukaryotic translation initiation factor 2B complex; guanyl-nucleotide exchange factor complex. The record is from RefSeq and is a predicted model, not a curated record. Gene Ontology annotation, molecular function: translation initiation factor activity; guanyl-nucleotide exchange factor activity. Lineage: Eukaryota; Fungi; Ascomycota; Eurotiomycetes; Eurotiales; Aspergillaceae. The transcript has a single exon.